This is a messenger RNA of Morone saxatilis (striped sea-bass), 432 nucleotides long. RefSeq names its product serine/threonine-protein kinase TAO2-like. NCBI's taxonomy places the organism in Eukaryota, Metazoa, Chordata, Actinopteri, Moronidae. Gene Ontology annotation, biological process: execution phase of apoptosis. The coding region runs from base 13 to 432 and encodes 139 amino acids. The record is from RefSeq and is a predicted model, not a curated record. The transcript has a single exon.
UCUGUUUUUAACAUGUUCAUUUAUAAAAACCAAUGGAGCACUAUAGCCCAGCUGCCUCCAUCUCUUCUCUCUGUCCUCCAGUCCAAAGAGCUUCAGAUUAAGCGUCAGUUCCAGGACACCUGCAAGAUCCAGACCCGUCAGUACAAGGCGCUGCGCAACCACCUGCUGGAGAACACGCCCAAGUCGGACCACAAGGCCGUGCUGAAGCGGCUGAAGGAUGAGCAGACUCGUAAGCUGGCCAUCCUGGCCGAGCAGUAUGACCACUCCAUCAAUGAUAUGCUGUCCACACAGGCUGUGAGUAAGGCAAGGAAUGAGGCGAGGAAGGAGAUGUCGCAGCUUCACUUCACACUUCGGUCAGAUAGCAACCACCACCACUGGCUGUGCCUGGCCUGGGGGGCCGGUCCUUGCCCGGUCCACCUGCCGCCGACCUGA